Pararge aegeria (speckled wood butterfly) is the source of this 3234-nucleotide messenger RNA. RefSeq names its product nucleoporin NSP1-like (gene Nup62). The transcript has 13 exons. Gene Ontology annotation, cellular component: nuclear pore; nuclear pore central transport channel. Bases 124 to 2634 code for a protein of 836 amino acids. Gene Ontology annotation, biological process: RNA export from nucleus; protein import into nucleus. Gene Ontology annotation, molecular function: structural constituent of nuclear pore; phospholipid binding. NCBI's taxonomy places the organism in Eukaryota, Metazoa, Arthropoda, Insecta, Lepidoptera, Nymphalidae. The record is from RefSeq and is a predicted model, not a curated record.
UUGUUGUGACGUUUCUUGGUCGUUUGCACUUUGAGUUAAUUUUGCAAAUAAAAAUUAUAAUUUAGUCAUUGUCGUCAACCUUAAAAAUAUUCUUAUUCUAUAAGUGGGAUUACUGAAGAAAAGAUGAAUUUCACACUAGGACAACCUACAACAACCGCGGGCAAUACAUUUGGCAAAAAUACCGCAUCAGGGACAAUGUUUGGGGGUGGCGAUGCUACAAAAUCUUUUCAAGCUGGUGCUGCUACAGAUAACAAACCAAAUCUGUUUAGCGGCCAAGCAACAUCAGCAUUUGGUGGCUUUAACUUUGGAGCAAAAACUACAUCUUCAACGAGUAUAUUUUCUUCAACACCUGCUUCUACAACUGCCAGCUCAGCAUUUGGAACGAACAAAACCCUAGCAUUUGGUGCAUUCAAUGCCCCACCUGUUCAAACAGUUGGUAGUCCAGGAUUCGGUCAGCCCCAAAAACCGGCAGAGCAACCCCAGGCAUUUGGUGCGAGUCCACAAGCGGCACCUGCCUUUGGUUCACCGGGUACACAAGCACCAUCAUUAUUUGGAUCCCCAUUCGCCAAGCCUAGUGGUGGGCUUUCCACACCACCUGGUUUCCCGGCUCCACAACCAAAUACUGCUACAACAUUGGCAGCUCCGCAAACAACACAAGCUUUUGGCCUAGGUACUGCAACAACACAAGCCACGGCCACAUCUAGCUUUGGUCAAUCGUUUGGAUCAAAGCCGUUUAGCUUCGGAUCUACUACUGCAGCCGCUACCACAGCACCAGCACCAGCCUUUGGUACACUAACAACGUCUCCCGGAUUUGGUUUUGGUCAAACACAGGCCACUCAACAACAACUGCCACAACAACAACAGCCGCAACAACAGCAGCCACAACAACAGCAACAAUUGUUGAACUUAGGAACACCCACAACACAGCAAUCCACACAACAAACUGGUCUCAACUUAUCAGGACAAUUUACCUCUCCUUUUGGAAGUCAAGCUUCAACCGGUUUUGGUAGCACUCAGCCUAUCAGUUUUGGAUCUACAGCUUCACCAGGCUUUGGCGCAACAACUCAGCCACCUGCUUUUGGCUCGACUCAAGCACAAACACCUGCUUUUGGAGCAACUCAAGCUCAACCGCCUGCUUUCGGAUCAACUCAAGCUCAAUCACCAGCUUUUGGAGCAACUCAAGCUCAACCUCCUGCUUUCGGAUCAACUCAAGCUCAACCACCAGCUUUUGGAUCUACUCAAGCUCAAACAUCUCAACCUAGUUUCGGAACAACUCCCGCUUUUGGCUCAACUCAAACUGCUCAAACUCCAGGCACAACUCAAACAACUCAAGCUGCGUUCAGUACAGCUCAAACAACUCAAUUAUCUUUUGGUACAACUCCAACAACUCAAACAUUUGGGCAAGCUGCAGGAGCUCAAUCGUUUGGAACAUCAGCAAAUCAAAAUCUCGGAGCAGCUCCCGCUUACAGUACAACUCCUCAAAAUCUAGGAACAACCUCAGCAACGCAAGCUUUUGGAGCGACUACAACUCCAGCUUUCGGAACAGCAACAACUCAAAAUCUUGGAACAACUACAACAACCCCCGCUUUCGGCGCACCACAGACCAGCAUAAGUUUUGGUGCGAAGCCUCAAACAAGCCAACCAUUGAGUUUCGGAACAACUCCAUCCUCUUUUGCAACGACGACUCAACCUGCGUCAACUUUAGCGUUUGGCACUCAAUCUCAACCUGUCUCAUUUGGGACUACAGCUCAAACUACUCAAGCAACAACUCUGAGCUUCGGUACAGCACAAACUAGUCAAGCGACCAGUUCGACGACUGCACCCGGGUUUGGAUUUGGGACAUCAACUUCGGCUAGUACUACAUCAACUGGACUUGGCUUUGGAACUGGACUAUCUUUUGCUAAACCAACCUCAACGGCUGCUACUUCUGGGACUACGUCUGCCACCGCGCCCUCUGGUAUAUUAGCUCUUGGGAAAUCUACAGCCACAACUAUGCCCACACUUAGCGCAGUUACUACAACUGUAGCGGCAGCACCCCCCGCAGUUGUAUCAUCGAUAACGUUCUCACAACUAGAGGAGAGCAUCAACAAGUGGACGCUGGAGUUAGAGGAGCAGGAGAGAACCUUCAUCAACCAGGCCACGCAGAUCAACGCAUGGGACCGGCUCUUAGUCGCCAAUGGAGAGAAGAUUCUAGAACUAAACGAUGCUGUGGAAACAGUAAAGAAUGAACAAACCGGUCUUGAACACGAGCUGGACUUUGUGCUGGCUCAACAGAAAGAGCUGGAAGCCCUUUUGGCGCCGCUAGAGAAACAACUUCAAGAAGACUCAGGCGAUAGAAUGAAAGACCCCGAGAGAGAACACAUGUAUUCACUAGCUGAGACUCUAGACACACAACUCCGUCAAAUGUCAGAAGAUCUGAAGGAAGUCAUUGAACACCUCAAUGAAACCAACAGGAGUCAGGAUAGCAAUGAUCCAAUUGUUCAAAUAGGGCGUAUACUAAACGCUCACAUGUCAUCAAUGCAGUGGAUAGACAACUCGAUAGCGCAGAUUUCAACGAAACUGGAUACGCUCAAAACGACGCACGACACUCUGCGGCGGGACAAUGAACGAUCAUUCCAACUCACUUAUAAUUAGAUUUUUAUUUUUGUUAUUUACGGAUUAAUGUAAUUAGGAAAAGCUGCCUGGUGAUUUUUUCAAGAAACUACAAAAUAUUUCCAAAUGAUCAACUUUGAUUAACAGAAUUAGGGCGGUUAAACUAUCAAUGUCAAGAAGACUUCCAUAACGAUUUUUAAAUAACGGUUUUUUAUCUUGGGGAGUGUGAAAUCAUUUAUGGGGCAAGUUUAGCCCAGAAAUAGAAUACAUGUGACUAAUGAGAUGAUUUUAUUUAGUAAUCACAUGCAUUUCAAUUUUAGUUGUGUCCAAAAGAAUGGAAUAAUCUUACCACAGAUAUGAAAUAAGCCAAAAAUAUUUUUUUACUUUAAACUUCCAUUUAAAUGUUGUGCAUGUUGUUGAUUAAUACAAUUAAUGGUAUAUUGCUAUAAUAUGAAUGACAAUUUUGAGUAUUUAAGAAAAUAUAUUAUACUCUAUAAUAUAUUACCGUUCAUUCAUAUUAUUGUUUUAAGAAUGAUUUGUGGCAAAUACACCUAUUGAUAAAUAAAUAGAACAAAGAAAGGACAGUGUCAUCAUUGUCUGUACAUUUAUUAAAAUUACAAAUAAAUAAUUUGUUAUAAAUUA